Molecule: messenger RNA, 465 nt
Organism: Bursaphelenchus xylophilus (pine wood nematode)
Lineage: Eukaryota; Metazoa; Nematoda; Chromadorea; Rhabditida; Aphelenchoididae
Source: the annotation of a GenBank genome assembly
AUGGUGGAGCUCAUCUUGACCGCUGACCUUGUGUACAUCGCAGGCCUUGUGUCGGUUGUUUUGGUCGCCGUUGUCAAUGGAGCUGGCCUUUGUUUUCUGAUCAAGAAGCUCUCCGUUUGCGAGGAAUCCAUUUCGGUAAGAUUUUUUUUUUGAUCUUUAGACUAUUAUACUGUAGUUUUGUAAUUUUUUAACAAAUUUCUGGUUUGUACUAUUGAUAAACAGUCCCUGUUACAGUAUGACAGUGUGUAUCCGUCGGGGAACAAUUCCGGACUCAAGAGAACUCCAAACAAAUCAAAUAAGACGGGUCCGCCUGCGGCAAAAUCCGUGAAAUCGACCAAAUCCGCCAAAUCGGCGAUUGAGCCGAACAAAAAGGAGUACGACGAGGCCGCUGCCAAGGCUGCUGCCAAAGGCGCUGAUAAGGGCGCAGAGAAGGCCCCUGCCAAGGCCCCCGAGAAAGGAAAAUAA